AUGUCAUUAGGUUAUUACGGACCGUUACCGCGCAAGACGGUAAAACAAGGAAAAGGGCAUUCCACAUUUCCUCCCGCUCCCUCCUCGUUUCCCCGGCUCGCCUUCCAUCUGUUUCUGCUCUUCCCUCAGUUCUUCAUCUACUUACCCCUCACCCCUCAGCACCCCUCUGCUCUUCCCUCAGUUCUUCAUCUACUUACCCCUCACCCCUCAGCACCCCUCUGCUCUUCCCUCAGUUCUCCCCGCUCUCCCCUCUUCGCCCCUCCUCCCUCCCCGCUUUCAUAUCUUUUCGCGCACCGCUCAGGUCUUCUCUUCCCUUCGCUGAAUUCGCCCCGCUCUCCUCUCGUCCCCACCCCGCUGUCAGCUCAUCACCCCUCCGCUCUCCUCAUUUCCCUCCCCUCAUUUCCCCUUCACCUCCCACCUCAUUACCCCCUUCACUCAUCCCUCUUUCCCCCUGCUCUUUCCGCAUCUCCCCCAGCUCUUUCCGCAUCUCCCCCAGCUCUUUCCGCAUCUCCCCCAGCUCUUUCCGCAUCUCCCCGUCCCCCCACCUCACACCCCAUCUCGCCCUCCCCCACCCUUUCAACCAUUCAACCGUGGUCUCUCCCUCCACCCCCCCCCCCCCCCCCCCCUUUCCCUCCUCUCUCCCCUCCUCACCCCUCCUUUCCUUCCAACACUCCUUCGGGCACAGAAGGAGCCGCCAAACUCUCCACAUCCCCCCCCCACUCACCCCUCAUCUUCCCUCCGCUCUCCCUGCAUCUCGCCACUUCACCCCUCACCCCCCUUUCUCUCACCCCUCAUCUCUCCCUCCCCAUGGCCUGA
Messenger RNA from Closterium sp. Naga37s-1, 816 nucleotides. The record is from the annotation of a GenBank genome assembly. Lineage: Eukaryota; Viridiplantae; Streptophyta; Zygnematophyceae; Desmidiales; Closteriaceae.